CGAGUGCCUCUCGACUUCCAUGCAACUAUAAACAAACCUUUCAUUUUUUUUAACACACAGAUCACUCACCACUCACAAUACCAUGACCCUCUCUCUCUGUUUUCGCAUAUUUACGUAUAAAGAGUGAGAGAAAAAAAGUGAGAAUCGUGUGGGUUCUUCUUUUCUCUUUUUCUUUCUCAUUCAACAAACACUUUCAAACCCCAUUCUGUUUCUUUUUUUAAACAAACUUUCUUAUUUUUUCAUUGUUUCCUCCUCUUGCUCUGCUUCAUAAAAACUAAGCAAGUCUUCUCCUUUCUCUCUUGCCAAACUAAUUACUUGCCUCUUUUGUUAUGGUUCCUCAGAUUGUGAGAUAGAGGGAUCUGUCUUUAACUCUGCUUGCGAGGCAUUAUAGAGAGGAGGAGGCGGCUUUGGGGUUAUCAAGCUCUGUUUUACCUCAUUUUCCUGUCUGGUUUUUUCUGGUUUCUUUUUGGUUAAUAUGAGUCUUCAACACCUAAAGAGUGGGUAUCAAGACUUGAACUUUUUACCUCCACCUGCUGCUUCUCAGCUGUCUCUGGUUAACACAUUUGGGGUAAUUGGUAAGCCUAUAGAGACUGAAACCAUAAAUACUCAUGUGGGGUUUCAGAUUUUGCGCCAUUCAAUGGACCUAAACGGAAACCCAUGGAGUAUUCAUCAGGUAGAAAACAGGGGAACUAAGAGGCCUAAUGAUGGGAGUGAUGGGCUUUUCGGAGUUCAAAAGAAAGCUCUCUCUUUGAAUUUAGAUGAAGAAGAGGAGCCUAAUGGCUCUACUCCUGGUAAAAAUGGGUAUACAAAGCUUUGUGCACGAGGCCAUUGGAGACCUGCUGAAGAUGCUAAACUCAAAGAGCUUGUGGCUCAAUACGGCCCUCAAAACUGGAAUUUAAUUGCUGAGAAUCUCCAAGGAAGAUCGGGGAAGAGCUGUAGAUUAAGGUGGUUCAACCAACUGGAUCCAAGAAUCAACAAAAGGGCUUUCACCGAGGAGGAAGAAGACAGACUCUUAGCUGCUCAUAGAUUAUAUGGUAACAAAUGGGCUAUAAUUGCGAGGCUCUUCCCCGGCAGAACUGAUAAUGCAGUGAAGAAUCAUUGGCAUGUGAUCAUGGCUAGAAAACAUAGAGAACAAUCAAGCAUUUACAGAAGGAGGAAGCCCUCUUCUUCUUCUAAAGUAGUCCCACCCAUCAAAGAACUUGAUGUUAAUUUGCAAACCAAUGCUUGCAGUGAAUCAACAACCAUCUCUAGCACCAUUGAUGAAUCUGCUUCAACAUGCACUGAUCUCUCCCUCAGCCCUUCUUCAACCAAACCACACCCUAAGCUUUUCACUAGGUUCAGUCUCCAAGGAGCUCCCAUGGAUUCAUCUGCAGAAAAGGAAGUGAUGAUGAGAAAUAUAGCAUUUGACAAGUUCUAUAGCUGUAGUGGUGGCAAAGAGUUGUAUCAAACUGGGUCCAUGGGAGUGGUUAGGGUGAUGGACCAAUGUGGUCAGUCAGAUUCAAACUCGGAAGUAUCUGGAACUGAGUCAGUUGGAACCAACAGGAUCAGCCCCUCUCUCUUUGGUGACAAUGAAGAUGGGAAUCAGAAAAUCAACUCGGCCUUUAUUGACUUCCUCGGGGUCGGAGCUUCAUGAGGUGAAUUCAUUUUGGUAGAAAUUAAUUAGAGGAAACCAGGCAGAAGUGGGUGUUAGGCUCUCAUCCUCAGCUCUCAUUGCUGCAGGCUUACAGAGUUUCAUAUACAGUUAGUUCCAUAAGUAGAAAAAGAGAACAGCAGUAAAAAAACAGGUAAAUAGGAUGGGAAGCAGCAGCAGCAGCCCUAUUUGUUUAAAAAAUAAUCCUUAAAAAAAAAAAAAGAAACCCCUCUUAGUUUUGGACUUAUUUUAUGUAGAAAAAAAAUCAUAUGGGCUCAGGCUAAAGUGAUCAUCUGUGAUGUAUUAUGUAUAUGCCUACAAGGCAUUUUGUAAUAGUGGAAGAGAGGCAAAAGCCAAAGCCAAAAUAUGAUUGUGUUAUUAUUAUUGUUAUUUU
Molecule: messenger RNA, 2024 nt
Organism: Manihot esculenta (cassava)
Lineage: Eukaryota; Viridiplantae; Streptophyta; Magnoliopsida; Malpighiales; Euphorbiaceae
Product: transcription factor MYB56
Exons: 3
Coding region: 476-1633 (385 amino acids)
Biological process (GO): regulation of DNA-templated transcription
Cellular component (GO): nucleus
Molecular function (GO): RNA polymerase II cis-regulatory region sequence-specific DNA binding; DNA-binding transcription factor activity, RNA polymerase II-specific
Source: RefSeq, a predicted model, not a curated record